GGACAUCAUGAUCACACAUUUUGAUCCCUCCAUCUCCUAUGAGGGGCUGUGCAGUGAGGUGCGGGACAUGUGCUCCAUGGACAAUGACCAGCUCUUCACCAUGAAAUGGAUUGAUGAAGAAGAGUCCAUAUACCGUCGUGGAGCUCGACGCUGGAGAAAACUCUACUAUGCCAACGGACAUGCAUUUCAGGCCAAACGUUUUAACAGGCGUGCUCAUUGUGCCAUCUGCACAGAUCGUAUCUGGGGCCUGGGCAGGCAGGGAUACAAGUGCAUAAACUGUAAACUGUUGGUCCAUAAGAAAUGCCAUAAAUUGGUCAUAGUGGAGUGUGGUAGACAGGUAAUACAGGACCCGAUGAUUGGAAGAAUCGAUCCAGGGUCUACUCCAUCAGAGCACGCUGAUCAAGCAGACUAA
Molecule: messenger RNA, 412 nt
Organism: Sinocyclocheilus grahami
Lineage: Eukaryota; Metazoa; Chordata; Actinopteri; Cypriniformes; Cyprinidae
Product: protein kinase C iota type-like
Exons: 5
Biological process (GO): phospholipase C-activating G protein-coupled receptor signaling pathway; intracellular signal transduction
Cellular component (GO): cytosol
Molecular function (GO): protein serine/threonine kinase activity
Source: RefSeq, a predicted model, not a curated record